GCGUCCUUUAGGGGGCGGCAAAGUAACCGAACAGGAAGUACACCAGUCUUUGUGACAACGUUGAAGAAGAGCAGUUUCUUGGGAACCUCCGGUUAGCAAAAUGGCUCAAGGUUCAAAGAAAUUUAAAGCUCAGCGGCCAGGAGCCUCUAAGAAACCCCAUUCAAACAAGCCAAAAAUCCAGAGGAAGGGAGGGAGGCUCAUUGCACCAAAGAAGGCUCACGUGGUUGAGCAACAGAAGCUGAAGAAGGGUCUAGAGGUUGCCAUCAGGAACAAGAUUGAGCAGGAAGUGACCCAUAAGGCAAGCACAUCCCUCCACAAGCCACUGAGUGUGGUAAAAGGAGCUGAACGGCCUGAACACAAAGGCAUCCCUGGAGCACCCCGUCCAGAAACCAGCUCCAAAUAGGACCUGAUACAAAACCCUGAGGCUGAGCGUGCUAAACUUAAAGACUUAAUCAUGGGGUCAUUUAACUACAUUGAUCCCAUGACUCAGAUUUAAGAUGCACGCCAGCUGUCUUGCUGUUUUAUUAUUCCUAAAUAUUUAUAGACUACUUCAGUUAUACAGAAAUAUAAAGAGACCCUCUUGUACAGAUGUUAAUUCUUAUUUCAGUUUACAAAGAAAUGUAGAAAUUGAGAUUCUGAAUGUGAUAUGCAGGACUAGGCACUGAGCAUUACAUAAACCCUCACUAGGGGGCACCACAGGACUUUCUUGACUCAGAGAUGGUGAUGGAUGGAAACGAUGCAAGAAACAAUGAUUUUAUGAUGUUUGUGCUUUACCACCCUGCAUCUGUUUUUGUAAAAUUCUUUGUAUGAUUGUACAGAAAACAAUGAAUAAUAAGAGUAAAACCAUCAGUCACUGA
Messenger RNA from Eleginops maclovinus (Patagonian blennie), 857 nucleotides. RefSeq names its product chromosome 5 C19orf53 homolog (gene c5h19orf53). NCBI's taxonomy places the organism in Eukaryota, Metazoa, Chordata, Actinopteri, Perciformes, Eleginopidae. Bases 101 to 403 code for a protein of 100 amino acids. The record is from RefSeq and is a predicted model, not a curated record. The transcript has 3 exons.